GACAACAAAUUAACAAUGGAACCCUCAAAAGAAUAUGUAUUCAGCCACAAAGGAUUUUAUUUUGGAGCAAAUAUAGCUACCCCUGAGUACAUAGAUUCCCUGGAGACGUUUGAAAUCAGAGACAGCGAUAUAUUUAUAGCUACUUAUCCAAAAUCAGGAACUGUGUGGACUCAGAAUAUUUUGAGCCUUAUAUUUCACGAAGGCCACCGUAAUGGAACAGAAAAUAUAGAUAUCAUGGAGAGAAUCCCCUGGCUGGAAUACAAUAUACAAAAGAAGGAUUACUCAGCUUUUCCUUCGCCUCGUCUUUUUGCCACCCACCUGCCUUACUACUUAACUCCAAGAGACCUGAGAAACAAAAGAGCACGGGUUAUUUAUGUUACCAGGAACCCUAAGGAUGUUUUGGUUUCUUACUUCCACUUUUCCAAAAUCGUAGCCACACUAGAGGAGGUAUCAGAUUUCAACCUUUUUGUGGAGAGAUUUUUAGCUGGCAAAGUUCUUGCCAGUUCAUGGCUGGAUCACGUUAUAGGCUGGCACAGCCAUGCAGAGGAUUUCAAUAUACUCUUCCUUUCCUACGAAGAAAUGAAAAAGGAUCUCAGAGGUGCCGUGCUGAAGAUCUGCAACUUCGUAGGCAAGACCCUGAGUGAAAACGAAGUGGAAAGCGUUGUGAGACAGGCUACGUUUGAGAACAUGAGGAAAGAUCCCAGGGCAAACUAUGAGAACCUACCAGAAUACCUCAGAGGGCAAAAGAAAGGUCACUUUCUACGCAAAGGCACUGUUGGAGACUGGAAAAACAUGAUGACAGUAGCACAGAGCGAAAGGGUUGACGAAGUUCUGAAAGAGAGAAUGAAGACUCUGCCCAUCAAGUUCAUCUGGGAUAUUAAUGAUGAAAUGUAG
This is a messenger RNA of Rhea pennata, 894 nucleotides long. RefSeq names its product amine sulfotransferase-like. The transcript has 6 exons. Lineage: Eukaryota; Metazoa; Chordata; Aves; Rheiformes; Rheidae. Gene Ontology annotation, biological process: sulfation. The record is from RefSeq and is a predicted model, not a curated record. Gene Ontology annotation, molecular function: sulfotransferase activity. Bases 16 to 894 code for a protein of 292 amino acids. Gene Ontology annotation, cellular component: cytoplasm.